AUGGCGCAAUCCAAACCUUUCCUCAUAAACGACUAUCCAGUGAUUAUUGGUAUUGAUUUCGGUACCACAUUUUCUGGCUGUUCCUAUGCCUUUAUUCAAAACGAUGAAGUAGUCGAUGUUGUUCGAUGGCCCAAGCAAAAUAACAAUGUCUAUCCAAAGACACCUACACUCAAUUUCUACCAAGGCAAUACCAAGGAGAUGACACAGUGGGGUAAUGCUGCUCGUCUGGAGAUGCAACGUCCUACUGCUAGAAAUUCGGUGUUAUUGAAGCAGUACAAACUCUACUUGGAUGAGAACAUUGCCAAGGAUUUACCGCCUCUCCCCAAUGGUCUAACUAUUGUCGAAGCCAUUUCCGACUAUUUGCGUGCCUUCCAUGAGCAUGUCGUUACUGAAUUAAGAAAGGGCUUUGCAAAAAACUACGGACAACAUCAGUUUAGAUAUUGUUUAACUGUUCCCGCCAUGUGGUCUGACAAGGCAAAGAGCACCAUGCGUGAAGCUGCUAUUAUGGCUGGUCUCAUUCAAGAAGAUGAUCAUCGUGAUCGAUUGAUGCUUAUUUCCGAACCUGAAGCAGCAGCUCUCUACUGUGAGAAAAAGUGCGAACAAUUCAACUUGAAGCACAACGAUAGAUUCAUGAUUUGCGAUGCUGGUGGAGGAACUGUUGAUCUUAUCGUUUUCGAGAUUGAUGAGCGCAGUGGCCGUAAAUUGCGUGAAUGCACAAAGGGUCAUGGCCAGUCCUGUGGUUCCGUCUUCCUCGAUCGCCGUAUGAGAAAGCUUUUGAAGCGAAAGUUUAGAGAAUACCUUUCCUCGAUCCCAGCCUCUGCUUUCGAGACAAUGAUGGACAACUUUGUGGAUCUGAUCAAACCUCAAUUCGAUGGUGUAGAGGACCAAUUCAUCACUCUCCCCGCUGCUAUGAAUUUAGCUUCUCUCAAUAACCCAGCUAUUGGUUUGGAAGAUGGUAUGCUAUGCUUGACAGCAGCUGAACUGAAAAAGGAAGUAUUUGAGCCCGUCAUUAAGGAGGUCAUCAACUUGUGUGAAGAGCAGCUACAGAAGGCUCAGAGAUUACAAGCCAUUUUCUUGGUUGGUGGUUUUGGUUCUUCGAAUUACCUCUUUGAAAGAGUGCAAGCAGAAUUCGGAUCACGUGUGGGUUUGGUUGCAGUACCACCUCGUUGUGAGUUGGCUGUGGUUCGUGGCGCCGUCUACUUUGGCUUGAAUCCUCGCGUUGUUACUACUCGUAUUCCUAGAUAUUGGUAUGGUAUUGAUACAACUACAACAUUUGAGGAAGGUGUCGAUCCUCCAAGCUACAAGAUUGUGAGAGCCGAUGGCAGUGUUCGUUGUGACAAUAAAUUCUCGGUCUAUGUUAGAAGAGGACAUCCUCUUGAUAUCGAUAAUUGUGUAUCAAAAGACUUUUUUGCUUAUUAUCCUCAUCAUACAACGUGUACUCUUUAUUCUGCUGACACGGAUGAUCAACCCAUAUAUACAACAAGUCCUGGUGUACACAAGGUCGCCAACUUUACAAUCCCCAUGCCAGCAUUGACAGGUGUCACUGAGGGCGAGAAGGUUGAUUUGACAAUCAAAAUGUAUUUCGGUGAAGUCGAGUUGAAGGUCGAAGCCGUUAUUCGUGGUAAAACCUACGGUACAACUUGUACAUUUGAUACUGACUAA
Messenger RNA from Mucor velutinosus, 1662 nucleotides. RefSeq lists its product as uncharacterized. The record is from RefSeq and is a predicted model, not a curated record. Lineage: Eukaryota; Fungi; Mucoromycota; Mucoromycetes; Mucorales; Mucoraceae. Bases 1 to 1662 code for a protein of 553 amino acids. The transcript has 7 exons. Gene Ontology annotation, molecular function: ATP binding; ATP-dependent protein folding chaperone.